Dinoponera quadriceps is the source of this 6612-nucleotide messenger RNA. RefSeq names its product synapsin (gene Syn). The transcript is spliced from 10 exons. Gene Ontology annotation, cellular component: synaptic vesicle; synaptic vesicle membrane. The record is from RefSeq and is a predicted model, not a curated record. Gene Ontology annotation, molecular function: metal ion binding; ATP binding. NCBI's taxonomy places the organism in Eukaryota, Metazoa, Arthropoda, Insecta, Hymenoptera, Formicidae. Gene Ontology annotation, biological process: neurotransmitter secretion. Bases 1 to 1968 code for a protein of 655 amino acids.
AUGCCACUUGACUUCAAUCAUCAGACAGAACUGAAGAACCGACGGCCUGAGCGACGAAACCGCGCGCCAUUUCAUCGCGACUGCAAGACCAGUGUAACCAUCAAGAUUACCGGCCGCGGCGGUUGCGCCAAGUACUGUGGUACAGCUCCAUCACCCGGCAACAUUUCAUUCUCCAGUUUCCGUCAGUCCUUCACCUCCAAUGUCAACUACCUGAAACGGAGGUUCUCAUCAGGGGACCUGAGCUCGGAGCUCGACGAUGAGCCCAACGCGGAUCCUGGGCUGGCCACCGUGGGCCGGCAGGACUCGUCCCAGCCGUAUCAAACGGUGCCGGACCGGCCUCUGCAGUCCCAACCGGGCCCGAUUCCACCGCCGUCCCAGCCGCCGAUCCCAGGUGCGCCACCUUCCGGACCGCCGCAACCGAUCGGCGGCGACCUCAGCCUUAACCUGAGGCCCGGCUCGAGAACCACCAGCGCGCCGUCCUCGCCGGCGAAGACCCGGGAGAGUUUGCUCCAGCGAGUGCAGAGCUUGACCGGCGCCGCCCGUGACCAGGGUGCUUCUAUUCUGGGAGCGGCGGUGUCUGGCGCGACCAGAGGCCCGUCAUACAGCAAAGACCGAUGCUUCACUCUGCUGGUGAUCGACGACCAGAACACCGACUGGAGCAAAUACUUCCGGGGACGUAGACUGCACAGCGAUUAUGAGAUCCGCGUCGAGCAGGCGGAAUUUCGAGAAUUGUCCCUGACAGCGAGCGAGGCGGGCACCGUUGUGUCCAUGGCAGUCUAUCGUAACGGGACCAAAGUCAUCCGAUCCUUCAAGCCUGAUUUCGUAUUAAUACGUCAAAACCUGCGGGAUGCCGGAGAAGAUUACAAGAAUCUUCUUCUCGGGCUGAUGUACGGCGGUGUGCCCAGCGUUAACAAUCUUACUGCGAUUUACAACUUCCAGGACAAACCUUGGGUAUUUGCGCACCUGCUGGGGCUGCAACGUCGUUUGGGUAAAGACAACUUCCCCCUCAUCGAGCAGAGUUAUUACCCCAAUCAUCGCGAAAUGGUAAGCGCAUCUCGAUAUCCCGUCGUGGUGAAACUGGGCCACGCCCACGGCGGUACCGGCAAGGCCCGUGCGGAAACAAAUCAAGAAUUUCUAGAUCUCGCCUCGCUGGCUGCUAUGGCUAACUCUUAUUGCACGGCGGAACCUUACGUCGACACCAAGUACGACGUGCACGUGCAGAAGAUCGGCAACAACUACAAGGCUUUCAUGCGAAAAAGCAUAAGCGGUAACUGGAAAUCGAACACCGGCUCGGCCAUGCUGGAACAGCUUUCCGUGAGCGAGAGACAUCGCACAUGGGUGGACCACGUGGCGCAAUUAUUCGGAGGGCUAGAUAUCUGUGCGAUCGAAUUGCUGGUGGGCAAGGAUGGCCGGGAGUACAUAAUCGAGGUCAACGACAGCGCGCUCUCCUUGAUGGGAGACUCGCAGGAAGAGGAUCGACGUCACAUCGCGGACCUGGUCACCGCGAAGAUGCAGGCUUACUGCCGACCUCCGAGCGUGCUGACGAAGACCGCCUCGCGGGGCUCGAUGUCGGGCUCCAGCCAGGUGACCAGUCCGGUGGAAGAUCGAGCUGCUCCUCCGCCUCCGGUACCCCUGGGAUCGCACGGAAGUAUCGGCUCCAUGACGAGCAUAGGGAGCCAUGGGAGCUUGGGUUCCAUGGGCUCCGCCGCCACCGUCGCCGCGAUCCCGGGAGACGUCACCACCUCGGACAGUCAUCAUCAGUUGCAGCGACGUGACUCCCAAGCAUCACAAUCGAGCACGGUGAGCUCUGUGAGCGCGCCUUCCGUCGGUCGGCGCCCUGAGGAACCGCCGACGCCCAGGGUGCCAUUCCACCGGCAAGGCAGUCAAUCACAGGCCCAGGGCGAGGACUCCGAGGACACGAUGAAGAACCUGCGAAAGACCUUCGCCGGUAUCUUUGGCGACAUGUAGGCCUCGGCAUAGGGCCGACUGGGCGAGAGCGGAUCCGGCGGGCGCUCUCGCAGCGAAGUGUCUAACGAAAGCAAGUCGGCAAAAAUGACACGACCUCACGACAUUCUUCGAAGAUCCCUGAGCAUGUUCCACGACUGAAAAAGCUUGAAAUCACUCUCACUCGAUGCGCCGAACGCGCGUAGGUAGGUUGACGCGGAGCAUGUAGAUAUCUAUAUAUUUGCAGAUUGUCAUAUAAGAAAAACUCGCGAGAAACCGCGCGCCGCGCGAAGUCCAAUUAACCCAUUGAAUUCGAUCGAGACUCGUGGAUUGUCCGUAAACCAGAGAGCUCCCCGUUCGCCGACUCGUCGAUUCGAUAUUCGACCUUGAUCGAGCCAAGAGUAGGAAACGUCUCGCAGGGAGAAACUCAAAGGCGAAGAAUCUCGCGUUCAACGGUUUAAUGAGCUGACGCGCUGUAGCGAGGUAGAGCGAGGGUAGGUUUCUGUAUAUUGAGAGAAUCCUGCUGGUAUGUGUGUGUGCGAGUGGAGUGUGUGUAUACAGUGGAGAGUAAGGUAGGUUCUAUGUAAUCCGUGUGUAUUGGCGAAUAAAACAACAAUUGCUAGGCAGGCUCAGUCGGAAGUGGCGAACUUAUUUAAUAUCAGCUUGAUGUCCGUUCACAACAAAUCGCGAGAGAGACGCGAUGUCCAUUGAAUUACUUGUACGUGAAAUACCGUCAGCGCGCGCACCUUCGCCGUUACGAACGUGUGCAACAGUCGCAUCCGUAGGCCCCUGGCAUCUCCUCAACCGGUUUUACUUCGAGCACCCACUUUUAGGCUUAACGUUUUGGAUCGUCGUGUGUCAUAUCGUCAUUUAAGGGAAAAGGCAUUGCGAGAUGGAAAUUAAGGCAGGCAAAUGGGCGUCUUUUGGCGAUCUCGCAAUGUAUUGUAAAAAUACUCAUACGCCUACGUCAUUCGAAUUGAUCGAAGACGACGAAAAAAAGAGGAGAUUCGGGCAUUAUUCUUGAACAUUUGGCUAACCGACACUGCAAACGGUCGUUUGGUUUUCAUCGAGGACUACAGGUCGGAAGUACGAGUGUGUAGUUGUCUCUACUUUUAAGCGCACAAGUAGUACUUAAGGUAAUCACCGGGGGAUGGGCGAUGUCUCUUGCCGUCGCGAUGAGGACAUCCGCGUCCGCGAGUUCUCGGCGUCUCCGUUAUCGGUGAAGGGGUUAUAGUGAGAUUAGUCGAUCCGAACCGAUUGAUUCGCGGUGUGAUACGCUGAGAGAAGUCUCCAUCCAUUUCUCUCUCUCUCUCUCUCUCUCACGAGGACGUCUCGCGCACGGAUUUUCGCGUAUCGAUGGAAAAUACGUCGCGCAUCCCGCGUGAGUCGGUGGGAAAUUCGGCGAGAGUCCGUAUUUUCGUAGGGUUAAGGAGGAGUCGCGCGAAUUCGCGCUGGCGAAGCGGAUCUUGGCACGAGAAACGGAGGGAGAAUCGAUCGAUCGAGGACAAUUCGAACGUGAACGCGCGCGUCGAUACUCCGGCAUGCGAACGUGCAACAGAUAUGAUCCCGACACAUAAAUCUGCAAAUAUAUACAUAUACGCAUAUGUGCGAACUGAUUGAAUGUAUUACUGGCGGAACGUACCACCAGUUGAACUCAACGAACGGCCACGCGAAGCGCGCAGCACGGAGGCAGGCGAUUCUCGCAGAACGAUUUGGAUUUCAUUUAAUAAAUAGGAGUAAAGCGCGCGAGGAGACGCGUCAGGAUAUCGUCGACCGUGGUCUCAGCUCUGAAAGGAGGAAGGUGCGGCGAAAAGAGUUGCGACGUGGCAACGCGUCGAUAAGUCUCAUUUGAACUUCACGAACAAAAUCCACGCAGAUACUCCGCUGACGCGAGCGAUCAUCGCUCAAUGUGAUAAAGAGAGGUUUAACAUUUCCAGAAAUAUCAAUUAAUACGUCACACAUCGGUUCGUGGAAGUAUCGAAGCGACGGAUUUGAACCUACAAGCGACUGACGAGGAGAACGAACGUGCAAAUUCGUUUGAAAGUAUAAUCUCUUGUUUAGUAUUCUCUCUCGGUGUAAUGACAGUUUUACAUGUUUGCGGUUUCGUCUCUCUCUUUCGCGGUUUUUCUAACUGCAUAAGUAAAUAAGUAAUUGACGGUUUGAUUUUCAUGUGCCUUGACGCUGAAGUGUCCUUCGUAUAUUCACGUUGAUCGCGAUGUCACGAGACGAGGUCGGGGGAGGGGGAGGGGGGAGGCGCAGCGAAUCAAAGAGAAAAUGAUUUUUCGCGAAGUGCACGAUUUUACGACGACGCCGAUCAAUCUCCGCGACGAAUGGGACGAGGUGGACGCGCGUACGUGCGCCCACAUCGGGCCAGACGUCGCGUCCACGCACUUUGCCGCGUGUGCGGUCUAUUAUUUGUACUUUUUUAUAAACCUCGAUCUCCCAUCACAUCUGUAUAUUCGCGCCGAGACACAUUGUUUCUUCAUUCGCAUCUCUCCACCGCGGCGCGGAGAAACGUGCGCACCGUCCAAAACUUACAUCCGUUAUUAUAACAUCCACGCACCUUCGCGACCGGAGAAUACGUUACGCGAAUAAGCGCUUGUAUAUAUACAUGUAUGUAUAUAUGUACACACAUCAUAAUUUCCGCGAUCCCGCGCAGUAAAAAAUUUUCUGUUAAAUUCAACACAUUUCACAUGUCCUGAACGCUCAAAUUUUUGUGUUAAUUUGAUACGAGGCGAAUACGUUGAAGAGUAACACAGAUAUUAUGUCAGAAAUUGGCACGAAAUUAAUACGUUAAUCGACACUAAAGUAUAAAAUAUGUUAUUUUGACACUUACACACGUUGAAUAUCUACACAGCACAAAAUGUUGAAGUAACAUGAACAUAAUACGUUUAUAUAUAUAUAUAUAUAUAUACGUUAAAUUAACAAACGACGCGUUUUAUAUUAAGAGUUUAACACAAAAAUUUUAACAAGGACCGAUUUUAACACUAGUACAAAAUGUUUUUUACUGUGCGGAGGAGAUUUUCGAUUUUUGCAACAUGUGACGGUAGAUUGUCUUCCAUACGUUGCGAACGGAAGAUACUUCCGACGGCAGCAUUCGCGUGAGUGAACGUCUUUAGCCCCCUGCGCGUAUUAACGCGAUCUUUCGCGUUAUUAACGCGAUCUUUCGCGAACAGUUGAACGUAAUUAUAUUUCCGUGAGCGUAAUUGCACUCCCGAGAACGUCCAAGCUGUAGCUCUUGUUAACCGGGUGAGAGGUCCUUUUCUCGCGCCGUGUGUUUUUCUCGUUACCCCGGGGGGAAAUUAUCUUGAGUUCGCGACGUGAGUGUUUCACGGUGAUUACGGAUUGAGACACGGGCGCGAAUACCGCGCGAGUGGUUCGACGGUUAACGCAGAUCUCCGAUUCCGUUUUCAGAGCUGACGCCACGGCACAGGGGAGAGCAAUCAAACAAACAUAAUCACGUCACUGCGCGGAGGUCAGUCGAUCAGCGAUAGAUGCGUAGACGCGGUUACAGAUGAAGAAUAUCUCAGGGGUGCGAGUCUAAAGCACUAGAUAAAAAUAGAAAACUAGAAGCGACUGUUUGGGCGACGCGUCGCAGCCUAGUCAACUCAUCGACGUCGACUUCGGUCGGUAGAACGGAUAGAGUUAGGAUUCGCUUGCUCGAGAAGGUCCUUGUGAUUGUGAUCCUCGGAGUUAUCCGUAGGAGAGCGAAUGUUGCGUACGCGCGCGUUCGUUCGAUCGAGCGUUUCCACGAUUCAAUUUUUACGCAUACAAUCAACCAAUUUGAUCUUUUCCUCCCAAUCGUUUUCUAAUAUUUCGUUACUUUAUUUUCGGUUCCGUGAAAUACCUUCGAUACAUUGUGAAUAUUUAAAAAUAAUCUUCUACGACUUGCUAAUCGGUUCUAUUGGAUCAAUUAAAAAUUAAUUAUUAUCGAGUCUCGAGUCUUGGGGAAGACAACUCGAUCUUUGUUUUUCAAUCGGCGAUAAUUUUUCUGCGCAACGUAUAACUUGAAGAUAUCAUUCAAUAUUUUGCCUUAAAGUCGCAAGACAAAGCCGUCAGGUUUGAUUCGCGACUGUCGUAAAGCGAUUGCGCGUGUACGUUGACUCAACAGAAACAGCGUCGGGCAUUUCGUUGCUUGGAUCAUAACUUAUCGAAGCGUUAUCCAGUGACACGUUUAGUUACGGUGGCCGUGUGAUGUCGUGAGCAGGAACCGGUAUUGUUUUCAUUUCGUUUCGGAGGCACCGAUUUGCACCAUAGCUUGAGUAAUAAUGCACCAGCAAUAUCCGUAGAUUAGCACGGUAACCAUAUUGCGUCUUCAAUUUCCUAGGAUACUUCGUGUUGCUGUGUAUACAUGACUGCAGACCCAAUGGGCAAUGCAAUAUCAUUUCCCCUUGCCGCACAAGCAAAGUAGAAAUCUCAGCGAUUUCGCAUAACAUGUAAUAUGCGUGCAUCUACACGACAAACAUACCCCACUUAACGUCGACUUAAUAAGAAUCCACCGUAAUUUCAGUUUUAACGAUCCACCUCGGCCACGGUGACGUUCCCCGUUCGCGUCGUCGUCGCGGAGAUACGCGGGAAUCUCGAAAGCAUCACCGUCGUAUCGCAAACUCUUAGAUGAAACGAGGAAGUUCUUCUUCGCUCGACUCGCCAGAUUGGUAAAAAAAAAAA